Messenger RNA from Saccostrea echinata, 4207 nucleotides. Its product is annotated as ankyrin-2-like. The coding region runs from base 1 to 3831 and encodes 1276 amino acids. The transcript has a single exon. Gene Ontology annotation, molecular function: protein binding. The record is from RefSeq and is a predicted model, not a curated record. NCBI's taxonomy places the organism in Eukaryota, Metazoa, Mollusca, Bivalvia, Ostreida, Ostreidae.
AUGGUGUUUUGCGAAGAGAUACGUUUUGUGGAAAAAGCUUACAAUAUUGUCCGAAAACAAAAGCUGGUGGUCAUAAUCGGUAGAAGCGGAUCAGGUAAGACUGCAACAGCAAGACACUGUGCGCUGAAACUUCAAAAAGAGGGAUGGCAAUUGGUACCCAUUGACGAUAUUAGAGAAAUAAAGAACGUACAAGCAAGGGGGAAAUGCGCAUUUAUAUUUGAUGACCCAGUAGGAAAUCUAGGCCUCGACGAAAGGAAAGUAUCGGAUUUAGAGAGGUGUCAUAGCGAUGUUUUGCAGCUUUUCAGACAUGAUGAUCAUAAAAUUAUAAUAACGUGUCGUAAAAUUGUAUACAAUGAAGCUAAGCAAUAUCAUAUCUUCGACAAUUAUAGCGUUGUUGAUAUUGAAGACAAAGACUGUCUUUUGAACCUAGGCGAAAAAAGAAAACUGUUACAAGCAUACGGUAUAGAGACUUUGGUUGAUUUGUCAUCAUUGGACCGGGUGGAUCUUAUGUUUCCCCUAAUGUGUUACAUGCUGUACAAGAAUAGUGGGGGGAUGUCCGCUACCUCCAAAGCAGUUUUAGAUCCCCGUGAUUAUCUUUUAAAACAAUUAGACAUAAUGAGUAAAUCAGAGGGGACUAAAACACUGUAUGCAUCUUUGGUGUUUCUCAUUAUAAACAACAACUGUUGUACAACAGAAGACUUAAAGAAAACAGAAAUAUUGGCCGAUAUAUCUAAAAAGUGCGGUAUUCAUGACCACCCUCCCUAUGGAAAAGAAAUACAAGAAAAACUGAAACAUUCCGAAAAUACCUAUGUAAUCAGAACAGAAUUUGGAUUCAAAUUUCUCCACGAAUCUCUUUUUGAAAUUGUAGCAUUUCAUUUCGGACGUGAUGUCGAUAACCAGGCUUUGAUUCUUCAGCAUUUAAACAUAGAAUUUUUAGCCAAAAACACUUACCUUGAAAGCAGCGGAGACACCAGUGCAGAGAUGGGUAUUAAAAUUCUUCCCAAAAAUUUCAAAAUACUAGCCCAGCGAUUAUUUCUUGAUCUUCAAGGCAUAGUUACACUAAAUGUGCAAACUGGCACACUCAAUUCCAUAUUUUCUAACAAAUGUUGGAGAGUCGAUGAAUUUGUCGGGAUGUUCUUUUCAACCAUUGGUAAAAAGACCGUCGUUGAGCUAUUUUCAAAAUCAUACCAAAUAUUGCAAGAAAAAACAAUAUCAAGAGAGCAAAAACGAGGAAGUGCAUAUUUAGAAAAACAAGAAUUUAUAAUGGGAAAUCACAGUGGUAGAGAUGCAGCCAAGAUAACUGAUGGAAGUAAAAUAAGACUUAUUGACUGGAUUAUUUGCAACGGACAUCUACCGUUUGUUCAUGCUUUCCUACCUAAGUCAAAGAAGUUUCCUACAUGGAUGUCCAGCCCACUGAUAGGAAAUAAGCGACUUUUUUGGCUUUCUAUAUAUAGUACAGAGAGGGAUAUGUUUGAAUUCACAUUAUCAAAUUUGACGAAACAUCAAAUUGACGAAAGUAUUAAUACACCAUAUCAUUCGUAUCAUACCCCACUGACCCUUGCUUGUUCACUCAAUGCAUUUGAAAUUGUAAAACUUCUAGUAGAAAGGGGUGCAAUCAUUGAGAAAUGCAACAAUAGAGACGAACUCCCGUUACUAAUUGCUCUUAAAAGUGGGUCAGAGGAAAUUGUCAAAUAUCUGCUGCUUAACCGAGCUCUAGUUAAAGGCAGUUUUGAAUGUGUUUGUCCAUUUUAUUUUGCAAGUACAGGUGUGAAUGAAGGUAUUUUCAGAUUACUUUUAUGCAACUGCGAUUGUUCAUCGACCUGUCACGAUGGAAAAACACCUUUACACCUUGCAGUACAAUAUGGAUUUGAUGAUAUAUCUGAGAACUUGGUUUUUCAUGGUGCUGAUGUCAAUUCCAUAGACGAACUGAAAGAGACACCUCUGCAUAUUGCCUGCUCAAACAAUAAUGAAAAAAUUGUUAAAUUGCUAGCAGAGAAAGGAGCAAAUUUCCACAUUCGCAACAACAGUAAUAUGUUACCUUUACAAAUUGCUGUAAUAAAUGGUUUUGAGGACCUUUUACUAAACCUACUACUUGAAUUUCCUCUUCAAGAGUUUAAAUCAGCAAUCAACGGUUGCUACAUAGAAAGUGUUGCACACGAUCAGGGUUCCUUACAAUCUGCUGCAACCUACGGUGCUGACGGAAUUUUGCAGUAUCUCUUUAGGAAAUUUUCGUCCGAAAAUCUGAGAAAGUUUUUGAGGAGAUGUGAAAUUGGAAGUAUUAUCGUUGAUGGCAAGACGUCGUUACACCUUGCAGUUGACUAUAGAUUUUCUGAUGAAGUUGAAUGCUUAAUUCAUCGCAGUUCUGACAUAAAUGCAACAGAUGUUAAGAAGGAAACUCCAUUGCAUAUUGCUUGUUCCAAGAAUUACCCAAGUAUUGUUAAAUUGUUAAUAAAAGAAGGGGCUAAUAUAGAAAUGCUCAAUUCUGCAAACGAAUCCCCUGUGUGUAUUGCUAUGAAUAAUGGUUUACAAGAUAUUUUACUGUGUUUUAUGUUAACAAGUCCUUUUCAGAAAUUCAAAUCCUUGCUGCAAAAAUGUAGCAUCGAAAAUAUGCACAGAUCUAACAUAAAUCUAUUUAACGCUUGGUCCGUAAAUGGAUUUGAAGGAGUGAUGCAAUAUCUAUUAAAGUGCUGUCCUGUUGAAAAUUUCAGAUUACUAUUUAAAAACAACGACUUUUCAUCAAAAUCAACUCCUUUACAUCUUGCAGUAAAAAGAGGAUUAAUAAACGUUGCUGAAAGCUUAAUUGAUUAUGGGUGUAACGUGAACGCGGUAGAUGAAGGAAAUCAAACACCGCUGCAUAUUGCUUGCUCACUGAAUGAUAUAAAGUCUGUCGAAUUACUUGUAAAAGCCAAUGCUCACAUAAUUAUGUCUGAUUUGAAUAAUGAAUCCCCUGCAUGCGUUGCUGCUAGACUUAGAUUCGAGAAUAUAGUUAUAUACCUUUUGGAAAAUUGCUCUGCUGAAAACUUGAAAUUGUUAUUGGAAAAAUGUGAAACUACGAGUACGUUUUACAAAGGCAAGACAUCUUUACAUAUCGCAGUGGAGUAUGGAUAUAAUGAAGUUGUGGAAAAGUUAAUUACUCGUGGUGCCAAUGUAAACGCUAGAGAUGAAAAUGGCGAUACGCCAUUACACUUUGCCUGCGCUCACAAUUUUAGAAAUAUCGUUCAAAUCCUUUUAAAAAAGGGGGCAGAUGUAGAAAUGUACAAUUCUAACAACGAAUCGCCCCUGUUCAUGACUAUAGAGAAGGGCUCUGUUGAGAUAUUACAAUAUUUCAUGUUGACAACUCCCCAUCAAAAGUUCAAAUUAUUGCUGGAGAAGUGUAAUAUAGAAAAAUUAUCUAUAUCUCCAGAAUCUCCCUUAAUUGUUGCUCUUCGGAAAGGACCAAAUAAAACUGUCCAAUAUCUAUUGAAGAGUUGUCCAAUUAAAAAUCUCAAGUUACUUUUUGAUCAUUCUUUUACCAACUAUCUAAGUGCAAAAACACCUUUGCAUGUUGCAAUAGAAAGGGGAUUGAUUGAAGUUGCAGAGAGCCUGAUUCGUCUUGGUGCAAACGUUAAUGCAAUUGAUGAAAUUGAUCAGACACCGCUGCACUUAGCUUGCUCUCGAAAUGAUAUAAAGACUGUUAAGUUAUUAGUGAAAGAGGGCGCAAAUAUUUUUAGCUAUAGUGCAAAUGAUGAAACACCGAUGAGUUUGGCUGCAAAAAACGGUUUGGAGGAAAUAAGCCAAGUUCUAUUCAAACAUUGUCCUCCAGAAUACAGAAAAAUACUUAAAAAACUGUAACCAGAAAACAGUAACUGAAAAUCGUACUGCCUAAAACACAUUGAAUUCCAUGCACUUAAUAAAACAAUCCCAUCACCAUAUGACCAAUAUAGUACUGAAAGUCUCAGAGCUUACUGAUAAAAGUUUCACAACUACUAGAAUUGUUCUGCUGUCGUUUGUAAAUGCUGAUGUUUACCGGUAUAUUUACUGUGGUUACCGAAAAUCAAGUCACAGUUGUUUCUGAAAAGCACUGUCGUUUUACGAUUCGCUUUGCCGAUUCUGAUGAAUACUGUUGAAAAUGUUUUCGAUGAUGAAAAUUAUUGAGAUUCACGAAUGUAUUGUUCUUUGAUGGAACACAUCUGAAAUAACCCUUACGUUAGAAAAAUGUAAGUAAAGA